AUGCCAACCCUAGAAGCGCGUUGGCUAGCCGAGUCAGCUGCAAAAGUUUGGCUCGAAUUCGUGGGGGUGACGGACUUCACGUUGAUUGGCGGCACGUACAACGGGAAUGGCGCUGAUUGGUGGGCGCAGUCUUGCAAACGCAACAAAACACAGGUACUCUCUCCAUUGUAUGCAACGAUGACUGAAUCUUUUCUUUCCCAGGGUUGCAGUGACGGUGAUGCUCCAACGGUAAGCCAAGCUCAGAUUAUCGAUAAGUUUCCACUGUGUUUGCGGCGCAGGGUAUCAGGUUUAGCGGUGGCAAGAACAUCAAGGUCGAUGGCACCACCGUUCGGAACACCCCCUCAAAUCCACCUCACAUUCUCUAAGUCGGAUGUUAAGUCGGAUGUUGUUGAGGCUGUGAAUGUCGUGAUUGAUUCCCCCGGGGACAGCCCGAACACCGAUGGAAUCCACGUCUCUGGAACCACCAACAUUGUCAUUGACAAGGCAGACGUCUCGGCUGGUGACGACUGUGUGUCGAUUGUGAGUGGGAGCGACAACGUCAAGGUGACCAACAGUAGAUGCGGGCCUGGGCAUGGAAUCAGCAUCGGCAGCCUUGGAAAGGGCGGGUCUUUCGACACGGUGACCAAUGUUUUGGUCCAAGGAAUCAAAAUCUGGCGGAGCCACGGCGUACGGAUCAGCACUGUGAUAUCCUUGCUUUUGUUGCUAAACUAUAAAGCUUACCGCGACUUGCAGGGAACCUCUCUGGAGAUCAGCAACAUCACAUUCUCAAACAUCCGGGGCACCUCGGCCUCGCCGUACGGAAUCAGCCUCCAGUGCGCCAGCGCGACCACAUAUACGGACAUCCGCUUCCGUGACGUGGAGCUGACGCUGGCCAACCCCGGCACGCCGGCUGGCUCCGUCUGCUCGCACGUAGCUGGCUACUCCCUCGAGUGUAUGGAGACGUAA
This is a messenger RNA of Selaginella moellendorffii, 945 nucleotides long. Its product is annotated as polygalacturonase QRT2-like. Gene Ontology annotation, molecular function: polygalacturonase activity. Gene Ontology annotation, biological process: carbohydrate metabolic process. Lineage: Eukaryota; Viridiplantae; Streptophyta; Lycopodiopsida; Selaginellales; Selaginellaceae. The coding region runs from base 1 to 945 and encodes 314 amino acids. The transcript has 3 exons. The record is from RefSeq and is a predicted model, not a curated record.